Messenger RNA from Manduca sexta (tobacco hornworm), 2678 nucleotides. Its product is annotated as fatty acyl-CoA reductase wat. Gene Ontology annotation, molecular function: alcohol-forming very long-chain fatty acyl-CoA reductase (NADP+) activity. NCBI's taxonomy places the organism in Eukaryota, Metazoa, Arthropoda, Insecta, Lepidoptera, Sphingidae. The record is from RefSeq and is a predicted model, not a curated record. Gene Ontology annotation, biological process: long-chain fatty-acyl-CoA metabolic process. The coding region runs from base 120 to 1718 and encodes 532 amino acids. Gene Ontology annotation, cellular component: peroxisome. The transcript has 11 exons.
GGUGCUGGCACGUUCGUUGUGCAACUGCUCGAUCAGCAGUCGUCGCGAAGAGUCCGUGUGCGGCACACGACAGUCGCCAGUGUGUAUUGUGUUUGUUUUGUGAUUUAUUCGAAUUCGAUAUGACGACAGUGAUACAGGAUGUGAUGGAGCCGAAGCAAGGCGGCGAUAUCACCUACAUGGACAUGGUGGAUGAGAAGGUGGACCUUGGAGAGUCACAGAUACAGAAGCUGUUCUCAGGAAGCACGGUGCUGCUGACGGGAGGCACAGGCUUCCUCGGGAAGCUGAUUGUCGAGAAACUACUCAGAUGCUGCCCAGACCUCAAAAAGCUGUACCUCUUAGCCAGACCUAAGAAGAAUAAAGAUAUUCCCAAACGGUUGCAGGAACAGUUCGAUGAUGCUUUGUAUGACAAAUUAAGAAAGGAAAGGCCUAACUUCCUUCAGAAGAUCAGUAUCAUUGAAGGAGACGUUGGAGCACUCAACCUCGGCAUGAGCCCUGAGGACAGACAGAGAGUUAUCAACGAGGUAGAAUUGAUAUUCCACGGAGCAGCGACGGUACGGUUCGACGAGCCCCUGAAGUCAGCCGUUGAGAUCAACGUACGAGGCACCAGGGAGAUCUGCCAGCUCGCCAGGGCCUGCGGAAAGCUCAAGUCCAUGGUUCACAUAUCUACAGCCUACAGCAAUUGCCCCCUGAACGUGAUCGACGAGAAGUUCUACGAGAGCCCUCUCCCCGGAGACAAGCUGAUCGACCUGGUGGAGACCAUGGACGAGAAGGUCAUCAACAACAUCACGCCUGGGCUACUCGGUGACUAUCCCAAUACCUAUGCGUAUACAAAAGCGGCUGCUGAAAAUGUGGUACAGAAGUACGCCAAGGGUCUUCCGUUCGCUCUCUUCAGACCUUCUAUCGUAAUUGGAACAUCCAAGGAGCCUGUUGCUGGCUGGAUUGACAACGUGUACGGACCUACCGGUGUGGUAGUGGGAGCCGCUGUAGGUCUCCUCCACGUUUUAAACUGCAACCCGAACUUCGUGGCGGAUCUUGUACCUGGAGACAUGGUGGUAAAUGCUUGCAUCGCCGCAGCAUGGAAAACAGCUAAGGAAUACCCUGGAAACCAUGAAGAUGCUCCUCCAUCUGAUCUACCACCACCGAUAUAUAACUUCGUUUCGUCAGCGCAACAACCUUUGACAUGGAGUAAAUUCAUGAAAUACACGGAGGUAUACGGUCUCGAGGUCCCCACCAUGCAAGCCGUCUACUACUAUCUCUUCCAACUGACUCCCUCCAGGUUUAUCUAUAUGUUGAACUGCUUCUUCUUGCAUUGGGUUCCAGCCUACAUCAUCGAUGGUAUUGCUAUUCUAAUCGGAAAGAAACCUAUGCUAAGGAAGGCGUACACGAAAAUAAGCAAAUUCUCAGAUGUGAUAGGAUAUUUUGCUACAAGAGAGUGGACAUUUUACAAUAAUAACACGCAAGAGCUUUACAAAGAACUAUGCCCCGCUGACAAGGAUAUAUUCGACUUCGACAUGGAAACUCUAGACUGGAGUAACUUCUGUUACAACUACAUCAGGGGGAUAAGGAUCUAUCUUCUCAAAGACCCAGUAGACACCAUCCCAGAUGGCAUCCGCAAAUAUUAUAAGUUAAAAUACACCCAUUAUUUCUUCUGCUUCGUUCUUUUCUGUGUAGUUUCGAGGUUGAUUUGGUCUAUAUUUAGUAUGGUUUUAGGAGUUUAAGAUUUUUCAUGCCCAGAGAUGAGGUGGAACAACAAAUAUACAAAACAAAGUCGAUAUUGCUUUUGCCAAUUCAUUAUCAACUUUAUAGAUAGACUUCAAUAAGUCGAUAGUAGUCUGUCUACAAGACGCGAAUAUUUUGAUAACUAACCAAAUGUAGUAUUGGCAUGUAUAUGUAAGGUAUUUUAUUGCCUUUAGCAGCUAUGCGUGGGUCUUAGUUGGCGGACUUCAUCAGUUGCUAUCAGGUAACCCAUUUGCUCGUUUGCAAGACCCUAAAAUAUGUUUUUCUUUUAGAAUCUCGUUUUUAAAUUUAGAAAAACAAGGAUUUUGUGCUCUAACGGCGCUAGGCUCAUAUAUAGGUUUACGUUUUUAGAGAUAUGAGCACGAGCUUAAGAGUGCCCGUCUUCUCUCUCAUCCAUUCUGGGCUUAGUUAUAAUUGUGUUAAUAAUAUGUAAAGGUUGUACAAAGAAUAGUGAUGCUGUAAUUUUAUGUUAAUUUGUAAUCAAUUAUUUUGUAAUGUACAUAAUGAUUAAAAUUAUACUCGUGGACGUUAUAGGUGGAGGAUCUUGAUGCUGAACAAAGUGAACACUUACUAUAUUCUAUUUGACUGUUCAAGUUCUAUAAAGUCUGUGAGCCCUUUAGAAACGGCUAUAUCUUUCUUUGUUAACAGACAUUCCAGAAAAAAUUUGCUCGCCAGGUUAAAAGAAACGCAACAAUACUUCUGCAUAUGUCUUGAGGAUUCUGAAAAAAAACACCUUCAUAAAGCUUUUAUUCGUGCCAACAGUUCGAUUAAAUUAUAGUUUAAUUUUAAUAAACACGCAGUGCCCUCAAAAAUUAGAAUAUUAAGUUAAUUUCGUAAAUUAUGACCCCACACAGUUACACUAUUUAGUUUGAACCAUUUUCAAGUGUAUUUUCAAUGUUGUAAGUCUGAGACGCAUAAGUGUCAAAGGACAAUGCCCAAAA